Molecule: messenger RNA, 1443 nt
Organism: Budorcas taxicolor (takin)
Lineage: Eukaryota; Metazoa; Chordata; Mammalia; Artiodactyla; Bovidae
Gene: CHRNB3
Product: cholinergic receptor nicotinic beta 3 subunit
Exons: 6
Coding region: 1-1443 (480 amino acids)
Biological process (GO): chemical synaptic transmission; regulation of membrane potential; monoatomic ion transmembrane transport
Cellular component (GO): postsynaptic membrane; neuron projection; synapse
Molecular function (GO): transmembrane signaling receptor activity; acetylcholine-gated monoatomic cation-selective channel activity
Source: RefSeq, a predicted model, not a curated record
AUGGAGAGGCCAGGCCAGGUGCGGUGGUGGGAGGUGCAUGCAGGCAGAGACCGCAAUCCUCGGGAGGUGAGGCAGGACAACGUGGGCGCUGUGGCCGCUGUGGGAUUCAGGUCCAUAGCUGAAGAAGAAGAUGCGCUGCUCAGACACUUAUUCCAAGGUUACCAGAAAUGGGUUCGCCCCGUAUUGCACUCGAACGACACCAUAAAAGUCUACUUUGGAUUGAAAAUCUCUCAGCUGGUGGAUGUGGAUGAAAAGAAUCAGCUGAUGACGACAAAUGUGUGGCUCAAACAGGAAUGGACAGACCACAAGUUACGCUGGAAUCCGGAUGAAUACGGUGGGAUUCAUUCCAUUAAAGUUCCAUCAGAAUCUCUCUGGCUUCCUGACAUAGUCCUCUUUGAAAACGCCGACGGCCGGUUCGAAGGCUCGCUCAUGACCAAGGCUGUGGUCAAAUCGGACGGGACCGUGGUGUGGACGCCUCCCGCCAGCUACAAGAGCUCCUGCACCAUGGACGUCACCUUCUUCCCCUUCGACCGGCAGAACUGCCCCAUGAAGUUCGGAUCCUGGACUUACGACGGGACCAUGGUGGACCUCGUCCUCACAGACGAGAACGUGGACCGGAAGGACUUCUUCGACAACGGAGAGUGGGAGAUCGUGAACGCCAGGGGCACGGCUGGGGGCCGCAGGCACGGCGCCGACUGGCACCCGUUCAUCAGCUACUCCUUCGUGCUGCGCCGCCUGCCCCUGUUCUACACGCUCUUCCUCAUCGUCCCGUGCCUGGGGCUGUCCUUCCUGACCGUGCUGGUCUUCUACUUGCCCUCCGACGAGGGCGAGAAGCUCUCCUUAUCCACCUCUGUCCUGGUUUCCCUCACGGUCUUCCUCCUGGUGAUUGAGGAGAUCAUCCCGUCUUCCUCCAAGGUCAUCCCGCUCAUCGGGGAGUACCUCCUGUUCAUCAUGGUCUUCGUCACCCUCUCCAUCGUCGUCACUGUGUUUGUCAUCAACGUCCACCACAGAUCUUCCUCAGCCUACCACCCCAUGGCCCCCUGGGUUAAGCGGCUCUUUCUGCAAACCCUUCCCAAGUUACUCUGCAUGAAGGACCACGUGGAUCGCUACUCUCUCCCAGGUAGAGAGGAGAGGAAACCCGCCCUGAGGGGUCAAGUCCUGGAAAGAAAGAAACAAAAGCAGAUGAGUGAUGGAGAAAAGGUUCUGGUCGCUUUCCUGGAAAAGGCGGCGGAUUCCAUCAGAUACAUUUCCAGCCACGUGAAGAAGGAGCAUUUCAUCAGCCAGGUGGUGCAAGACUGGAAGUUCGCGGCUCAAGUUCUCGAUCGGAUUUUCCUGUGGCUCUUUCUGAUCACAUCCGUCACCGGCUCGGUUCUGAUUUUCACCCCUGCUUUGAAGAUGUGGCUACACAGUUACCAUCAGGAGCAGGAAUCCAGAGCUAUCUAA